AUGGCGUCAGUUGAUGUGGCGAGCGGGGACCGCACAAAUGCGAUCUUGUAUCCAGAACCGACGCGUGGGAGUUGCGAGCCAAUCAGGAGUGACCAAAGAUCGCAACACGAACCCGACGUGCAGAGAAAAAGCGACGUGAAGACGGAGAGCGGUGAGACUUCGAGAUUUGCGUCGGAGAGCAGCACCAGAUUGAAUCUCCCUUCGAGAUUUGCGCAGUCGAGCACAGAGGCGAAGUAACUGCGAGUACGGAGAAGUGCGAGGUAGUGAGUGGGGUGCACGAAGAGGUCAGAGGACCAACACGAGAAGAGAGAAGGAGAAGAGAGAGAAGAGGUGCGAUUGGACGGACGAUCAGUCGUCAGUGCAUUGGUGGACGCGUGGGGCAACGACAGCGACGGGCGACGAGACCAGGAGGAGAGGACCCUCCGAGUUACUGUGUGGCUGCGAGCCGUAGGGUAGGCGCCAGAGGCGUAAUCCAAGUGGCUUUAGUAAGCGAGGUUUAAUGGGACCCAUAUCGUCGGUGCUUUGCGUGGACAGAGUUGUGCUGGGGGCGGAUUAGAAGGACAGGAGCACGGAGAGUGGACGCUCGACAAGUUACGGACGCGUGGCGAGUCGGAAGCGUAGAAGUGAGACUGAGUAGCGGCGUAUUCCGGGAAAGAAG
Phytophthora infestans T30-4 is the source of this 658-nucleotide messenger RNA. RefSeq lists its product as uncharacterized. NCBI's taxonomy places the organism in Eukaryota, Oomycota, Peronosporomycetes, Peronosporales, Peronosporaceae. The coding region runs from base 1 to 237 and encodes 78 amino acids. The record is from RefSeq and is a predicted model, not a curated record. The transcript has a single exon.